Caenorhabditis briggsae is the source of this 828-nucleotide messenger RNA. The transcript has a single exon. Lineage: Eukaryota; Metazoa; Nematoda; Chromadorea; Rhabditida; Rhabditidae. The coding region runs from base 1 to 828 and encodes 275 amino acids. The record is from RefSeq and is a predicted model, not a curated record.
AUGGGACGUCUUGCCAACUCCUCCCCCACCCCUCCAGCCAUUCAAGGCAUCGAAGAAGACGUUAGAUCCAAUUUCCGAGGACUCGGCAUCGAACAGAUCACCAUGGACAAUGCCCAGGUGUCUAGCCACGUGGCAAUGGUACAGUACACCGAGCGACGAGAUGCAUUAUGGGGACGAAUCGAGGCGAAUAAGGAUGUGGAUCCACAGAUGACGGGUCCAUUUUGGCAGGAGGAAUUCCACGAUGCAUUUGCGAGAAUUGCCACUGGAGAGAGGAUGAUAGAGAGGUGCCGAGAGGUUCAGAGGAUGCAUUGGCUUCAUAUGGAAGGACGGAUUGAGGAGUCGAUGAGGAUUCGUGAGGCGAUUCAGGAGAGAAUGGCUGGAAGACGUCAAGGUGUUGAAGACGAGAUGGAGGAUUCUGACGUCAGCGAUGAUUCGGACGAUGAAGACCUGGAAGCUAGGGAUUCCGAAGAUUCCGACAAUGAAGAUCUGGAGGAUUCGGAUGGUUCCAGCGAUCCAGAAGAUUUCGAAGGCGAUGACAGCGACGUGGAUGAUUAUGAGAUAGUUCUGAAUCCAGAAGCGGACCAUGAAGACGUUGGGGACUAUGGGAUGGUUCAAUACAAUGAAAAUGAGCAAUCUUCGGAAUUUGAAUACGUUGUCGAGGACCUGGACGAUUAUGAGAUGCUUGAGUACAACGAAAAUGAUCAAGAGGAGGACUUUGAGAAUCCAGAAUUCGAGUAUGAGCAAUUGGAGCACGAGCAGUUUGAGAUUGUGUAUUACGGCGAGCAGAUGGAGAAGAGUGACGAUGAAGAGAUUGAUGUUGUUAAUUGA